Rhineura floridana is the source of this 4667-nucleotide messenger RNA. It is a transcript of the gene MPL, whose product is annotated as MPL proto-oncogene, thrombopoietin receptor. Gene Ontology annotation, cellular component: external side of plasma membrane. Gene Ontology annotation, biological process: positive regulation of cell population proliferation; hemopoiesis; immunoglobulin mediated immune response. Gene Ontology annotation, molecular function: cytokine receptor activity; protein binding. The transcript has 12 exons. Lineage: Eukaryota; Metazoa; Chordata; Lepidosauria; Squamata; Rhineuridae. The record is from RefSeq and is a predicted model, not a curated record. Bases 593 to 2539 code for a protein of 648 amino acids.
UCUCCUUUACCCACACUCAAAUUCUUGGACAGGAGCUAUCCACAUCUGCCUGGAGAAAGAGAUCCGUAUACUGAGGAGUAAGGGAAGAGCCCCCACCCCACUUAACAUUGCCAGCCAUUCAUACGUUUAUGGACUAGUCUUAUUUUUAGAGCACUGCCAGCUCCUGCCCAGCCCUCCGCGACAUCCCAUGCAGGGACAGAGGAUGUUUGCUUCCUGCCCAAGAUCCCUGUCCUCAGGCACCACCACAAGGGCAAGACAUGCUGUAUCUGAUCGAAGCAGCCUCCAGCCAGGGCUGCCACUUGCGCAGACCAUGGUGUGGUGGUUUUGAGCUGGGGAAGUGAUGGGGCUAGGCCUGGGAGAGACCUUUACCCAGGCUUCCUGAGCAGCUGGCCUGACGCUUCUCAGAUAAGUUUCUCUUGCACAGGUCCGGCAACAAAGGUUCAGAGCUCUGGGGUUGACUGCCUUCUUCAGUGGGACAUAAAGCCAGGCAGUCGCUGUCUGCUGCCUCAGGAGUCCAGGCCACUGGUAUAUCCAAGUGUCCAAUGUUCUGUCAGCCCCAGCUUUACAGGGGCAUGACUUUGACUUAGGUCUGAUGCUGGAUGUACCUCCCAGUAGGAUGGCAGUCCCUCUGUGCUUGGGGAGGCCACUUCUUGUCUUAUUCCUGCUCACUUUCUUGCCUAUGCUGAACUGUGUCCUCAUCACAGAUGAAGAGGCUACUCUACUGGCCAAAGCAGCUCAGGACAUCUUCUGCUUUUCUCGAAACUUUGAGGAUCUCACUUGUUUCUGGGAUGAGCCAGCACACGUGGACAGGGCAUAUAACUUCUUCUAUACGUACAAAGGAGACGGAAGACAAGAAUGUGCUCUGAUCUCAGUGAAACACAAUGACGGAGGCUGGCGCCAUGUCUGCAUCUUCCCCAGUAGCUGUGUUCAGCUCUUCACAGAACUCCGCGUUGAGGUGUUUGACAUCAUUAGCAAACGUAUCACACUCUCCCAGAAUCUCUCAGUGGACACCGUUGGUCUCAUUGCUCCACCAGUGAAUGUCACAGUUGAGUGGCCUGGGGUAGCACGACAUUUGCGCGUGAUCUGGAUUCCCCCGUCCAUCAGCUAUGUAGACUUCUUGACCUAUGAGGUUCUUUAUGGUGCAGAAGGGUCCACAGAACCACCAUCCAGGAUUGAAGUGAAGAACAGUGACAUAUGCCACCUUACAGAUCUGCUCCCUGGGCAGUGCUACCACAUCCAAGUGCGCACCAAGCCUGAUGGCCUCUCUCUUGAUGGGAUCUGGGGACCGUGGUCUCCAGUAGUGUUAGCAGAGACACCCCAUCUCCCAGAGGAAAUUGGCCUGCACUGCUUCACUUCUGACCUGCGCCAAGUGCACUGCCGUUGGGAGUGGGAGCCCACAAAGCCUGGACCCUCUCACAGCCUCUUGUACUGGGCAGAACAGGACAGCAGCGGUUCAAGAAUGCAAACCUGGCAGAUGUGUGAGGAGAAAGAAGAGGGAACUGAGCCCCACUAUUACUGCCAUUCCUGCAGCUUCCAGCCCAGUAACGCUAGUUACAUCUCUGUCCUGGUGAUUGUCAGCCAGGGACAGCAAAAGUACAAUUACUUCAAAGAGCCAUUUGAAUUGCACCAUGUCGUGCUUACUGCUCCACCAAGGAUCCUGCAAGUCACUGCAGACAGAGAUAUGCUAAAGCUGGAGUGGGCCCCACCCCUGGAAGAGUUAGCUGAACAUCUGGUGUAUCAGAUACAGUAUGCAGUGCGAGACACCUUGAAAUGGAAGACCCUGCAGGUGCAGUAUUCAAACAACAGUGAAAUUCAUCUAGCAACUGAGGGUUACUACUGUUUUCAGCUGCGUGCUCAGCCAGAUGGACAGAAAUUCCAAGGGAACUGGAGUGUGUGGUCAGAAUCUGUGUGUACUGACGUCCCACCUGAUGCAGGUUCAACCAUCUUAAAUGUGACAGCAACUCUGUUGCUCUGUGCAGGACUUGUGCUAGGGCUGGUCUGCACCUGCCUUUCCAUUUACAGCAGUGUGAAACAAAAGCUCUGGCCCCCCAUUCCAGACUUUCACCACGUCCUGGAUGGAUUCCUUGAGGAUAACAGCAAACAGCAGGUGAAUGCUUUCUUCUGCAACAAAACUUUGGAGGAUACACCUUUGACUUCCCUGUUGGAAGUCCUGUCUGAGAUACCCCUGGAAACACCUAGCAAUGGUCCUCUCCUUAAUAGUACUCCACUGCAGCAGGUGGAAUGGGACACCCAGCCUUCUUCCCACCCCAUGGGGCUGAGUCCUAGCACUCCCCAAGGGAAUCAUUAUGAAAACGAGUAUUUUGGUGGUACUGAUGAUGGGCAUGGCACCAUCCCAUUGCCUUUGGAACAUGAUCUACACAUAAGUUAUGAACCGAAGGUUGAGCGAAGGCCCUUCAUCUUAUUUAGCACAUCACUUCUCGCUCCUGAGACAAAAGAGGAAAGAAGAUGGGAAACUUCUGGGGACCCAUCCACAUCUGCCACACACAUAUCUAACCAGUCUUAUCUGCUGAUGGGCUGACUAUACAUGUUCAUUAGAGGGCAGCAGCAAGGGAGAUGAUUUGGUCUUGUGGAUUUUUGCAGCAGAUAACAAGAUAUUCUGAGCUGCUGCAGGGGAGCUAUUUUGCUAACUAUUCCUGCACCUUGAAUCUAUUUUCCAUGGACCCACUGUCCUUAGCAGCUGAUUUUACUAGACUGAAAGAUGGGAGUAAAAACUGAAUGGGAUAUAUGCCCACAUGGCAACUGGUAACCAAGGUCUAUCGUAGAUCUCCAAAUGCAGCACAGUUCCUAAGAAAUUGUACCCUAUUGUUUUACCCGCUCCAUUAGGCUUUAUUUAUAUCUUGAGAGCCAGACACACCUGCAAAAAGCCCCUUAAGACUUUUCACACCAUGAAGUAGAGUGAUUUGGCAGUUGUACUGGGGUGUUUUCAGGGAGGCAUGAUAAGAAAGCCAAUCACACCAAUAAAUCAGGAGCAUAAGAAUACAUGCAGCUUGUGAAUGUGGCUAUAAGAAUCACUCCAUGUUGAGGUGGGCCACAUUGUAAAGAUCAAUUCACUCCACUCCACCUUUCACCUCAUUUUAAAUCACACUAACCAUAAUUGCCUCCUACAUUUGAGGAAUCACUAUAAUUACUGGCAUUGUCAGAGGAUAUUAGGGCCUAGCUUCUACAAUCAUAAUGCUGAGUAGCGCAGCUUCUGUGAAAGCACACUCACUGUGGUCCAGGGGCCACCAGUCUGGUGUCCAUGGCAGUACAUAUGCCCACAAAAGCCUUCCCUGGUAUCCAUAAGCACACCUCCUCCCCCCGGCUAGAAUAAGGCUUGAAAUAAUUAUGUUAUAGCCAAUAGAGUAAGCUGUGAUGUGUGGUUGGUCACAGUGUGUGUUUGUUGCCCAUGAUAGUUUGGUUGGUGACCCCUGGUCUACUCAAAUGAACAAUUGUCUCUCCAGGAUUCAAUUCAGAGAAAACUGGGUCUGUGGGUGUAGAACAGAAUCUGGGCAGAGCCAGUGUGGUGUAGUGGUUAAGGUGUUUGAGUACAACCUGGGAGACCAGGGUUCGAACCACCACACAGCCACUGAGUGACCUUGGGCCAGUCACUGCCUCUCAGAGGAAGGCAAUGGUAAACCACCUCUGAAUACAGCUUACCAUUUCAUGCACAGCAGUGAUUGGCUAACACUAGUCACAAAGACACCUCCUCCCAUUCCUGUAGUGAUUUUACAAAAUUGAUCUUGCUUUAAAAAAUGAAAUCUAGAUGAUGAAUAAAUGUAUAUGUGGAAUGAAAAAUGAAACAAAGCCCCAAAGUCCACAUGAGGAGGACAAGAUCUGAAUCAGUAUGACCUGAAUCAGUGUUCAGAUUGUUGAUAUGUACACCUAUCUUUUACCUAUUGAAGGUGGGAGGAAGACAGGAGCUCCACAUGGGAGAAAAAAAACAGGGCAACUGCCAUUUUCCCAUGUGUUCGCAUCCAGUAUUUCAAUCCAGGUGCCAGCUAGAAAAUGGUGCUAUGCAGAGUAUAAUGAAGUGAUUUAGAGUCAGGGAAGAGGAAUCUGAAGCAGUGUAGCGUACACCAAUAACAUCUAACAUUUUUAUCUGUGUGACCCAUAUUUAGAGAUGCAUGUAACCUUGUGGGUAGUAUCAACUAGGUUUUUGCUUAGCGUAAACCUAUUGAAUUUAAUGGUUAUGACUAACUUAGGUCCAUUAAUUUGAAUGGGUCUGCUCUGAGUAAAUGCUAGCAGAAUUCAACACUGUGAUUCCAGACAUUACUUAGAAGAAUGCAAACUACAGCCAGUAUAACUAAAAUAACAAAUGUAGGUAAGCAUUGCAAAUCUCCUCUUAUCCCAGAAAUACUGUUUUUGCAAAAUGUUUACAGGAUUAAGGGAGGGAGUGGGAAUAGACAAGAGAGAAAAGCCACAGAUGUACAUAAGAAAUGGAGAGUGUUUUGCAAGAGUAUUCAGGAUGGGAUGGUAAAUUAAAAGUAACACAUAGGGCUUCCCAAAGGGACCAGUUUCUCAUAUACCUAUUAAAAUGUGAGGACACUCUGCCUUCAAAACACUUGCUGUAUAUAUCACUUAUUCAUUGCUCUUCCUUGUAUAUUGUUUCAUGCCAUCUAUGUUAAUGAUUAAGCUAUUGAUCAAGAAUAAAGAUCCACUAGCUUGAA